Ziziphus jujuba (common jujube) is the source of this 1916-nucleotide messenger RNA. Its product is annotated as carboxyl-terminal-processing peptidase 2, chloroplastic. Gene Ontology annotation, biological process: proteolysis. The transcript has 13 exons. Lineage: Eukaryota; Viridiplantae; Streptophyta; Magnoliopsida; Rosales; Rhamnaceae. The record is from RefSeq and is a predicted model, not a curated record. Gene Ontology annotation, molecular function: serine-type peptidase activity; endopeptidase activity; protein binding. The coding region runs from base 66 to 1736 and encodes 556 amino acids.
AAAAAAAAAAAACAAAAAGAGGAAAACUUAAAAAAAGUAGAAGAGAGAGAACAGGGACCGUGUGGAUGGAGUUCCUCGCCAUCUCUACAACUGCUUCUUCUUCUUCUUCUUCAUUCCCUCACUUCCCCAUUUCUAGCUUCUUCAAAAACCCUAAUUCAAAUCUAAUUUCCACUACUUCUUCGGUGUUACAGUGGAAGUACCUGCCUGUAAAAGUUCUAAGAAAUAAAUUUCAUGGACCACUUAUGUGCAUGAGGAUUGAUACAAGUAACGGACCUAGAAAUGGUAGGGAUAGUGAUGGAGGUUAUGCAUGGAAUUUCUUGCUUCAGCACAAACGGAGACUUUGUAAAAGGUUUACUUCUCAGUAUGGUUUGUUCUCUGAAAGUUACAAAUGCAUUCCCAAAUUCUGGAAAUAUGCUGGUAGUCUUUGUAAAUUGAUGAACCGUUCAGAAAUUAGACAGAAAGUAUCUGUUCAUUUUGGCCGAUUGGUUGUUGGGGUGAUGUUGGUCAUGUCACUUUCUGUUGCUGUUAGCAAGACACCAUCCGCCGCCCUCACCGAGGAGAAUCUUCUCUUCUUAGAGGCGUGGAGAACAAUUGAUCGUGCAUAUGUUGACAAAACUUUUAAUGGACAAAGUUGGUUUCGGUAUAGAGAAGAUGCACUUCGCAAUGAACCAAUGAACACAAGAGAAGAGACAUAUAUGGCAAUAAAGAAGAUGCUUGCCACACUUGAUGAUCCUUUCACUCGAUUUUUGGAGCCUGAAAAGUUCAAGAGUUUGCAGUCUGGAACUCAAGGUGCUCUUACCGGUGUAGGGCUUUCAAUUGGCUACCCUACAAAAUUUGAUGGAUCACCUGCUGGUCUUGUUGUUAUCUCAGCUGCUCCAGGAGGCCCUGCAAACAAAGCUGGUGUCUUGUCUGGGGAUAUUAUUCUGGCAAUUGAUGAUACAAGUACGGAAACAAUGGGUAUAUAUGAUGCAGCGGAUCGUUUACAGGGUCCUGAAGGAAGCUCAGUGAAAUUGACCAUUCAAAGUGGACCUGAAAUAAAGCACCUGGAUUUAGUGCGUGAGAAGGUUCAACUGAACCCGGUGAAAUCAAGACUAUGCAAGGUGCCCGAUGCAGGGGACAAUUCGCCUAGGAUUGGUUAUAUCAAGCUAACUUCAUUCAAUCAAAAUGCAUCUGGACUUGCAUUCUAUUUAGGUGCUGUCAAGGAAGCAGUUGAUGCUUUACGAUCUAACAAUGUCAAUGCCUUUGUGUUGGACCUUCGGGAUAACAGUGGUGGGCUUUUCCCAGAAGGAAUCGAGAUUGCCAAGAUUUGGUUGGAUAAAGGUGUCAUUGUUUACAUUUGUGAUAGUCGCGGUGUACGUGAUAUAUACGACACAGAUGGAAGCAGUGCAAUGGCAGCUUCAGAACCCCUUGCUGUGCUGGUGAAUAAAGGAACUGCUAGUGCAAGUGAAAUCUUAGCCGGUGCAUUGAAAGACAAUAAACGAGCCGUGGUGUUUGGAGAACCCACAUUUGGCAAAGGCAAGAUCCAGUCCGUUUUUAAGCUUUCUGAUGGCUCUGGCUUGGCUGUCACUGUUGCUCGUUACGAGACGCCUGCUCACGCAGACAUCGACAAGGUCGGAGUAAUUCCAGACCAUCCCUUGCCAACAUUAUUUCCCAAGGAUGAGGACAGUUUUUGUAGCUGCAUACAGGACCCUGCAUCUGGUUGCUAUGUCAACAGAGGCCAGCUAUUUUCAAGAUGACAGUAUUUUCUGUGUGCACUAACAGGAAGGUAACAAUUUUUUAGGGAAUGUAAUGUAGUAAAACAUUCUUUUGAGGGUUCAUCAAUUUGUUAUCAUCUCAGUGUGUGUAGCUGGAAAGCCCUCCUCCACAACAGGAAAAAUACAAACAUUGAAUUUUAUUUUAUUUUUUAAAUUUGUUUU